Messenger RNA from Chlamydomonas reinhardtii, 5848 nucleotides. RefSeq lists its product as uncharacterized. The coding region runs from base 176 to 5161 and encodes 1661 amino acids. Gene Ontology annotation, cellular component: cytoplasm. Gene Ontology annotation, molecular function: protein binding. Lineage: Eukaryota; Viridiplantae; Chlorophyta; Chlorophyceae; Chlamydomonadales; Chlamydomonadaceae. The transcript is spliced from 11 exons. The record is from RefSeq and is a predicted model, not a curated record.
CAAAAGUCACCGACGGGGACGUAUACACACGGCUGAAAGACAGGGGCUAGCACUGUACAGUCUUGGGGAAGAAGCAUUUCUUCGUGCGCACUUUCAGGAGCACAAUGAAGUACUUACAAUACUGAUGAGAAAAAGCUCAAAUACCGCAUUGAAGCCAGCGCGAGCCCUGUGCACGAUGGCGAGCCAGGAGUUGUCGGCAAAUGGGAACAAGGGGCUCGACAGCACCGGUGCAAUGGAACUGUCCGCAGACGCGAAGCUGCGAGAGGAAGGGCUUGGCUCGCUGGGCGUGCUGCCGGAUCACUUGCUAUCCUACAUCAUGUACCUGCUCGACGUUGAGGACAUGGUACGCGUCUCCUGCGUCAGCCGGCUGCUGCGUGUGCUGGGCUGCGAGGAGCCGCUGUGGCUGGCGCUCAGCCUGAAACUGCAGAACGGGCUCGUGGAAUACAAGGCCAACUGGCGGCAGACCGCGCUCGCCAGCUACCGGCGGCCCCGUGCCGGGCCCGUGCCGCCCCUCGCCGUGGCGGCGGCCGCCCGCCCGCCGGCGCCGCUGCCCGGGCUGGCCUCACUGUUCCUGUACAAGCGCUGGUAUCGCUGCCAUGUGGACCUGCGCGGUUUCCUGCCGCCGCCAGACGCCGCCACCGUGCCGCGGGUGGUGGCGGCGGGCGGGCCGGCGGCGGCGGCGGGCGCUGGCAUGAGCCCAGCCGAGUUCCGGCGGCUGUACGACGGCCCCGGGCUGCCGGUGCUGCUGCAGGGCCUGCAGGACAGCUGGCCAGCCGCCUGCUGGAGCCUGCCGGCGCUGUGCGCGGCCUUCCCCGCCGCGGCCUUCAAGGUCACCAAGCCGCACGGCGGCCGGGCGCUCAUGACGCUGCCCGCCUACGUCGACUACAUGGCACGACAGGCUGACGAGGAGCCUCUGUACAUCUUCGACCCGGACUUUGUGGAGGCGGCGCCGGGGCUGCGGCGGAUGUACGACAUACCCGCCGUGUUUGAACAGGACUACAUGGGUGUGCUGCCGGGUGGCGGGCGGCCGCACCACCGCUGGCUGGUGCUGGGGCCGGCACGUGCGGGCGCCUCCUGGCACGUGGACCCCUCCCUCACCAGCGCAUGGAACGCCCUGCUGUCGGGCCGCAAGCGCUGGGCCCUGUACCCGCCCCACAGCCCGCCGCCGGGCGUGGCGCUGUCGGACGACGGCGAGGACGCCCGCCCUGACGACGCCGACGGCCUGACCAGCCUGCAGUGGUGGCUGGAGGUCUACCCCUCGCUGCCGCCCGAGCGCCGGCCCAUCGAGUUCGUGCAGGAGCCGGGCGAGGUGGUGUACAUCCCCGGCGGCUGGUGGCACGCAGUGCUGAACCUGGAGACGGCGGUGGCGGUCACCCAGAACUACGUGGGCGACGCCAACCUGCCGCGCGUGGUCGCCUACAUGGCGGCUGGCUCGUCGGCCUACUUCCGACAGCCGCUGAGCUACUACAGUCGCGAGGAGGUGGCGGCGUGGCGGGCGGCGUACCCCGGACCCAUGGCGGCGGCGGACGCCGCGGCGGCGGCGGACGCAGCCGCCAGGGCGGCAGCGGCGGCCAGGGACAGCGCCAGCGGCGGCGGCGACACGAGCGGGAGUGAGGACUUCAGUGGCAGCGAGGUCGAGGUGGAGGUGGAGGGCGAGGGGGCUGGGGACAAGGCGGGCAGGGUAGGCGAUGGAGGCAGCGACAGCAGUGACGUGGAAGGGAGUGGCAGCGAGAGCGGCAGCGACCCUGCUGCCAGCUGCCUGGAUGAGAACGGCGUGGAGGGCGGAGGCGGCGGCGGCGGCGGCGGCGGCGGCGGCGUGGAGUUAGCGGCGGCGGCAGCGGUGGUGGGUGCAGGAGACGGCGGCGGCGGCGAUGACAGUGGUGGCUGCAGCAUUCGCCCGCUGGCUAGCCGCUGGCUACUCGGACCGGCGCGGCCAUCCCGUGAGGGGGGAGUGGCGGCGGCGACAGGCGCGGGGUCGGAGGCGGAGGUGGGGGCGGAGGUGGAAGCAGGCGCAGUAGCGCUCCUGCCGCUGGGACCCCGCUCCGCUGCCGCUGCCGCUGCCGCUGCCGCUACUGCUACAGCCGGCGGCGGCGCUCACGGCACCCGCACCCGCACCCGCACAAUUACAACCACAGUUACAACCACCAGCGCUGCGUCAAAGCAGGAGCAGGAGGAGGAGGCGGAGGCAGCGACGUCGUCCGGAAAGGCGGACGAGGCGGUGCAGCCGGAGGAGGAGGACGACGAAGGCGGGCCGUGGGAGGGCCCCGACGCCCCGCCGGCGCUGCGCUGCUGGCGGCGUGAGCGCAUCCUGGGCCGCUGGCUGCGGCGGCUGUGGGAGCAGCGGCCCCAGCUGCGGCCCGCGCUGGGCUGCUGCCUGGCCGCCAGUACGGCGGCGCCCGUCUGGGCUGCCGUACUUGCCGCCGUGGCCCGACAGCACAACACCCUGCUGCGGCGGGCGGCAGCGGCGGCGGCGGCGGCGGCUGGCGCUGCCGGAGGAAGCAGCGCAGAGGAAGGCGCGCACAGCGGCGGCGGGCCCUGCAACGGGCAUGCCGGCACGGGAUCGGAGCAGGGGCAGGCGCAGGCGCUGCAGGGAGGGGCGGCGGAGUCGCAGUCGCUGCAGUCGCAGUCGCUGCUGGCUCUACAGGCGCUGGUGGGCGCUCCGGAGGGUCGGGGUCUGCUGGGUCUGGAGCUGAUGCCGCUGGUGGGAGCGGAUGCCCUGGUGUUCCUGACGGGGGCGCCGGCGGCGGCGGCAGCUGGAUCCACUGCUGCGGCUGGAUCUUCGGGACCAAUCGCUGGAUCCAAAGGGGCUCAUGGCGUGGCGGUCAAGGUCUUCACGCACGAGCUGCCCGCCAUGCGCGGCCUGAUGUGCGCACUGGAGGCGCACGUGCCGCUGCUGCUGCGCGGCCGGCUGACCGCCACCGCCGCCCACACCACCGGCCUCGGCCCCACCGCCCUUGGCUUGGGCGGCGGUAGCGACGACUCCCACGGCGUUGCGGCCGCGGCGGCGGCGGCUGCGCUGGAGGCGGCGGACCAGGUGCCGCUGCCUGCCUCGUGUGGCCUUCUGUCGGUCCGGUUCCCCCAGGCUGGUGCGGAGGCGCACGGCCCGGGGGACGCGGACGAGCCGCGCCACGUCAGCGGCGGCCGCCGCCGCCACUGCCACAACGGCAGCAGCAACCCUGUAAAGGAGCAGGCACCGGCGGGCGGGGAGCAGCAAGAGGAGCAGGAGCAGCAAGGGGCGCAGGCGGCGGCCGGGCAGGGGCGGCAGGGCGCAAAGCGCAGUGCUGCCGCGGCGGACCUGUCGCCGCGGGAGGCGGGGCGCAGGAGGACGAAGGCUGCGCCGCCGCCGCCAGCGGGCACGGCAAACACUGCGCCGUCACAGCACCCGAAACCAAUGGAGGUGGAGGCGGUGAAGCCUCUUGGCGAGGGAGGAGCGGAGGAGCAUGAGGAGCCGCCGCAGCCGCCGCAGCCGUCGCAGCGGGCACGCGCGGCUCCGGAGCACCGGCUGUUGUACCUGGUAGAGCAGCGGAUGCAGGGCUCCCACGUGCUGCCCGAGCUGUGGGACGAGCUCUCACACCACCAGCGGCAGCAACUGGCCACCGCACUGGGACACCUCAUCGGCCGCAUGCACCGAGCAGCAGCAGCAGCCGCAGCCGUAGCGGCCUCCGGCACAGCAGCGGCAGCGGCACCACAAGCCCAACCCCAGAUGGAGGUGGAGGUGAAGGCGGAGACGGCUGCGCCGCCGCGUGCAGCGCUGGCGGGCGUGGGCGGCAGCAGCUGGGAGAGCCUGCUGCGCAGCCGUGGCGUGUGGCACGACCGGGACGGCCGCAUCUGGGUCUCGGGUCUGGGCCGCGUGUGCAGCCCCCACAGCGCAGACGACAGCGACAGCGACAGCGACGGCGAAGGCGACGGCGAGGAGGAGGCGGCAGCGCGGGACGGUGGCGGCAGCAGUGCUGAUGGCAAGGCAGGUGGCGGCCCCUCGGCAGAUCGAGGAGAAGGUGCCGCUGCAGCCGCAGCCGCAGCCGCGGCGCCCGCGCCGUCGGCGGCGCCCCAGCGGCCGCGGCGGCGCUGCCACGUGCCUCUGGACAGCCCGUGGUGGCCCUUCGUGUCACACCUGCGGCGGCGGCAGCGCCGGCUGCUGCGGCGCCUGGCAGUGGCGGCGGGGCCAGCAGCGGCGGCGCAGCCGCUGCAGCCAGCGGCCCGUGGGUCGGGGCCUGUAGGAGGAGCGGGUGCGGCUGAGGGCGGCGCCGCCGCCCAGUCGCCGCCGCCGCCGCCGCCGUACGCCAGGCCCGCGGCGGGAGACGCGGAUGAGGAGCUGCCGGUGUGGGUGCGGCAGCAACUGCCGGCCUACCUGCCGGAGGACCCGGCGCAGCUGCUGGGCUUCCAGCUACAGCCACCGGAAGGCGAGAGGCGGGAGGGGGCGGGCGGGGAGGAGGCUGUAGCAGCAGGCGGCGGGGGCGCCGCCGCAAGCGGCCCCGGCCCCGGCGUGCCGCCGCUGCUUUUGCACGGCGACGUCACCUCUUCAAACGUGGUGCUACAGCCGCCGCCGCAGGCCGCCGCUGAUUGUGCUACAGCCAACGGCGGCGCCGCAGGCGCCGACGUAUCCACCGCCGCGCCCGCCGCCGCGACUGCUGCUACAGCCUGGUCGCCUGUGCCGCGGCUGGUGGACUUCUCGGACGCGGGCCACGGCGACCCGCUUGCUGAGUUGGUGCCUGUGCUGGCCUCCUGCCUGGGCUGCCACGUGGGCCACAUGCGGGCCUUCUGGGCUGCCUACACGGCGCACGUGGACCCCCGCGCGCCGAACGGCAGUGGCACCAGUGGCCGUGGCGAUGGUGGCGGCAGCGCAGGGGCUACAGGAGAAUCGGCGGCGGGGACUGCGGGCGCGGCCGCUGCUCGGGGCGUGUGGCCGCUGCGUGGCAGUAGCAACGGCGGUGGCGAUGGCGGUGGCGGGCGGGAGGCGCUGUCGUACGCGGCCAUGUGCUACUGCCUGAUCCACGAGGAGGUGGACGUGCUGCUAGAGCGGGCGUGGGACAGCCUGGGGGCUGUAGCAGCAGUAGCACCCGCAGCGGCCGACACGGCCGCGGGGCCCACGUUGGAGCGGCUGGCGACUGCGCUGUGGGGUUUCCUUGAUGAGGCAGAGGAAGGGGGGCGGCCGGCGGCCUAGGCCCCGGCGCAGCCGUAGGUGUUGAGAGUUGAGGUUGUGUGCGUGGCGGGAAGUGACGGCGAAUACCCGUGACACUGGUAACCUGAAACUCACCCCUGCCUGUAAGUCCUGAUACUAUGUAUGGUCACGUACAAUUACCAUUUUACAAGUGUAACGGUGACAACCCAAACAGCCACAAUCUAUUAACCACAUAAGUCUCACCGUGGAGGUAAGGGGCUUACAGGGGAUGGGGUGGGGGGUUGGAGCCAUGAGUGGAGUGUGUUCAGUGGCAGCGGCACGCAUUACGUACCGUGCAGGCUGCCUCGCGCUGAACACCCCGCUUCCUUCCUGGUGUCCACAGUCCACUCGCACAGAGGUGAAACUCAGAGAUACCAUGGACGGCAUGGAGCUUGACGCGCCUGGCGGAGUGCUGGUGAGGACCAGCAGGCGCCAGGCCUACCCUGGGACAAUUGAGUUGCGGCUGUUAUGCUAGCUGGAUGGCUAAUGCCCAAGUUGCAUUGCACGUCGUGCACGACCACAACAGACCACAACGUGCGUGGAAACUGGCUUGUGUUGCGUGUCAGCACGCACGCGUAUCAUAGUUGCGCAUAAGUGGAACUGUGCUUCCGCGUGUCUGUCAAUGAGCAUGCGGGAGAGCGGGUCUGUCGAGGGCCGCGAGUGGCACGGAGGGCCGGGGGAUCGAGCCAG